UGAGGGGACCGGAGAGAGAAGAGAGCACUAAAGCGCAUCCCUCCACCCCAUUCUACCCCGAGAUACGUUGCCUAGGUUACACCUCCAGCUGCCACCUGAAGCGAAGCAUCGCACCAUCCGCCUCGCGAAAGACAAUACCUCACACGUCAACACCUAUUGAAAACCACACAAAAGGGAUCUCACGAAACAAAAAUAUACUCGGAAAAGAGAGACAGAGUAUAUUAAGACAUACGCGCGCUCACGCAAGCACUCAGACCCUCCUCAUUGUGACUGUCAGUCCAGAGAGGCGGGCUCAUAUGGAGGGCCGCCGUUCGGCUCUGCAGCGACUGCAGCGUCUCCCGCUGCCUGCUCUUCCUCCGCGCGCGUCUCCGCGAGCGCUGUGAUGUGAAUAUUAAUGAUGCUGCGCGAAUCUCCGCGCUCAUUUCCACCGCUUUCAGCCAUCUGAGAGACACACAUGGAGGGCUAUUUAUUCGAUACCGCUCAGUGACUCCUGUUGGUUGACUUGGCACGCAGUGUCCUCUGCUUGUAUCGCCAUCUGUAGCGCUCCGUACAGAGCUGCAUGAUUUGUUUUAGGUCCUGAGAGAGGCGUUUGUCACUGUCAUGUGAGCCUAACUUUCUUUUUAAUACACUGUUUAAAGACAGGACGUUUCAAGAGAAGCAUGGCAGAAGCCCCUGUUGGAGAGGAUGCACCCAAAGAGCAGGAGAGUGCCACCCCACUUACUCACGAUCCCCUGCCAGGGGUUGGGCUUGCUCUGUGGGAGAGAGUAUUGAAAGCAAGUGUUACAGCUGGCGCUUUCCUCCUGCUGUACACACUGUCUCAACUCACAGGUUUGUGGGUCCUUUACAUGCUGAAUGGAUACAGGGCUUUUCCAGCAGCACAUAAAGUUUUGGAUCUCCUUCAGUACCUUCUCUCCACCAGUGAUGCCUAUGAUCAACAGAUGGAGAUAUGGAGGGUGGAAAGCUUGUUGCCCCUUAUAGCUACACUCUUCUUAGGUGUAGUCAUCCUUGGUACUGGAACGCUGUUCUGCAUUAAAACCCUGGUGCCUGGCAACCCAUCUUGCUUCCCUGACGACCGUCGUCAGUCCAUGAGCAGGCAGCCCUCCUUUACAUAUUCAGAAUGGACAGAUGCUAAACAAGAGGAUUUCUACGAGCUGGAUGCUGUUCCGGAGACGCCUGUUUUUGACUGCUUUAUGGACAUGAAGACUGAAGCUGACCCUACCACUCUCACUGUCAAACCUGUGGGCUUGCAGGAAAGGAGAGGAUCUAAUGUGUCGCUGACGUUGGACAUGUGCACCCCUGGUACUACAGAGCCCUAUGGAGCGCUGCUGUCCCCUAGAGAGCAGAGCACACAGGAAUACCUGCAGAACGCAUCCAACCUGCUCACCCCCGAGGAGCUGCACAAGCGCGCACUGGACGACGCUGUACUACAAGCUGAGUUUUAUGAAACACCCAUGAACUUCGUGGACCCAAAAGAAUAUAAUUUUCCUGGCGUGGUGAGGAAGAAUCGCUACAAAACCAUACUACCAAACACACAUAGCAGAGUUUGCUUAAAAGCAAAAGAGGAAGGUGAUUUUCUCAGCACCUAUAUCAACGCUAAUUAUUUGAAGGGCUACGGAGGGAAAGAAAAGGCGUACAUCGCUACACAGGGUCCGACUGUAAACACAGUGGGGGAUUUCUGGAGGAUGGUUUGGCAAGAGCGCUGCCCCAUUAUUGUCAUGAUCACCAACAUUGAAGAAAAAAAUGAGAAAUGCACAGAAUACUGGCCAGAGGACAGUGUCAUCUGUGAAGGUAUCGAGAUCACUGUCAAACAGGUCAUCCAGGCAGAUGACUACAGUCUAAGGAUUUUCACUGUGAAGAGUGAGGGUGAGGAGCGCACUCUCAAACAGUACUGGUACACUUCAUGGCCAGAUCAGAAAACUCCAGACAAGGCCCCGCCUCUUUUGGAGUUGGUUAGGGAAGUGGAAGAAGCAAGGAAACAGGCUCCACCCAGCAGUGGCCCUGUCAUUGUCCACUGCAGUGCAGGGAUUGGACGCACUGGCUGUUUCAUUGCUACCUCCAUCUUGUGCCAGCAGCUAAGCAACGAAGGGGUCGUUGACAUCCUGAAGACCACUAGCCAGCUACGCUUGGACAGAGGCGGCAUGAUCCAGACAGCGGAGCAGUAUCAGUUUGUUCAUCAUGUACUCAGCCUGUAUGAAAGACAGCUUCGGAAGACCUCAGAAGAGUAAAGCCUCCAUGAGCGCACAACCUUCAAACCACUCCUCACAGAGCAGUUGACCUUCAUCCGAACACAUGGGGCAGGGACUGACCCUCAGUACCUCAAGUCUCAUGUCUUCAAACAGUUUUAGGUUGAAUGUCGUUUUAGGAGCUGACCCAAUAUUAGAUUUUAGCUAAGUCCAAUCUUCAGUACCUAAAUCCCACACCAAUCAGUUAUUAAAUAUACUUUGUCUUUAUUCUUUACCAUAACAGUAACACAAGCGGUCAGUUAUAUCAUACACAAGUACAGCCCACAUAAUAACACUCACCAGUGCUCAAACAUGACAUUGUUUGUAUGCGUAUGCAGUGGAAUGAACACAAUAACAAGCAGACAUCAAGGCCUCCAUUUAUGAUGUAAAUUCAACAUUAGGUUUAGGGACCUCUUCAAUUUCUGAGCCUACAAAUACAGCAAUUUUCCUUUUACUGCUAAGACAUUUUUACAGGAUUUCUAACUCAGUGUUGAGAUUUGUUGUAAAGUGUGCGUGUACAUUUCUGGGUCUCGCGUGUUGAAAGAUCAACCUCUUGGCAAUCUGAACCGUCAGUACGUGUGUAUGUGUGUUUGUGUGCAUGUGUGUGUCUGUCGCAGAAACAGAAGGAGAGAGAGAAGUAAUGUUUACUACGUGUUCGAUGAUUAUCAGACUUUAACUCCGGAUGUGUGGUCGGUCUCCAGAAGAGGUUAGCCUACCACAUUUAAUACAAAAUGGCCUUAAUAUGUGUCUUUCUGUUCGUACUGGGGUCUGUAUGGUUGUGUGUAAAUGUUGUCGGGCAGAGCGAAAGGCGUUGUGGUGUUACAGCCUGUCGUCGUCUCAUUCGGUAAGACUGAGAGAGGGACAGAGACUGAUCUAAGUACAGAAUGAUGUACAUUUUCCCUCAGCAUACCUUUGCCUUCGGUUUGCGUGUUGUCGGACGCUACGUGGUGUGAAACAGUUUAGUUGGACUCUAAAAAGCAUUGAUGCUGCACCUCAAGGUUUUAUGUAUCAAAAUGCCGAAACACUGUAUCCGACUAAUGUUAAAUUUGUAAAUCACAGCUUGUAUGAAUAGCAGAAAUCAUGACAAUGGGACAUAUAUAGUUGUGAUGUUUUUUGCUCAUUUCUGUUUAUUUGAUGAGCUUGUUUUACUCUGGUUACAUUUAACAUUGUUUAUAUGUGGGUCUGCGUAUCUGAUUAGUUACGACGUAUAAUCAGUAUUUGCCCGAGUUGGCAGCUCGUACAGCUUUGCUGAGACUUGCAGUUUGCAUGAGCAAGUACAUUUUGAACUUCUUUUUAAUUAUGAGCAAGGAAAUGUUUCAAUUACAAGCAGACAUCUGUGUGUGAUUAUGCGCAAACGCUUCUGAUACAGCAGAGUGUCUGCUGUUGGAAUAAGCAUCUUCGGUCGACGGUCUCAUGUGAUCCAGCUGGAAGUACCGAUGCAAGUUCUCCUCUGAUUUUCUUUAGACAGUACUGCUACCACCCUAAUUGUCUCCAGUUGUUCUCGAGCUAGUCAUGUGUCCUCAAAAUGAUGUUUUCCUUCCAGGCAGCUCUGAGCUGAAAUUAGGAAGUUUACAGAAGCUUGAAAACACCUCCUUGUUACACAAGAGAUUGUACUAUUUUUUUUUCUAAGUGUUGUUAGUUCAAGGCCUCAUGAUAGUUUGCCAGAAAUGAGAAUGACUUUCAUUCACAUGCUUUAAUCGCUGCUGUUAUAGUCUUUUUAUUAUUGCAGAACUGCUUUCGUGUUUUAGUUGGUACUAAGUGAAUUUAUUAUUUGUUUUUAAUGAAAUGACAUAUUAGUCCUAUUUAUUGAAAGAGUUUUGUCUGUUUUUGUGCUGUUAUUACACUGCCAAAGACUGUAGUGACUGGUCCAUACCGCAAAACCUGAACAAUCCUAAUUCUAUAUUUACAAACUUUGAAAACUGACUUUUUGACACCAACAUGUGGACUUGUACAUGUAUGAAACCAGCAUUUAUAUAUUUUUAAAGUGAAAAAUCUGAAUUCCCACUGUAAAACCUGUUCUCUCACUUACUCAACCUUUCUUUGAACAGUUUGUUAACUUUUGUUGCGUGUUUUUGUGCCAUUUUUUGCGUCAUUUUCACUGGCAAUGAAUCUUCAUAAUUUGAAAAUAAUUACAGUAAAUUGGAAGUACUUUAUGAUUUGCAACAAGAUCUAGAUUUAGUUUUAUAGUUUUAUUUAUUUAUUUUUAAAUUAUACAGUAUACACACUAACGUUCAUAAGUUUGGGGUUGGUACGAUUUUUUUGUUUUUUAAAGAAGUAAGUCUCUUAUGUUCACUGAGGCUGCAUUUAUAUGAUUAAAAAUACAGUAAAAUGGAAAAUGUAAUUUAUUCCUGUGAUGGAAAAGCUGAAUUUUCAGCAGCCAUUACUCCAGUCUUCAGUGUCACAUGAUCCUUCAGAAAUCACUGAUAUGCUGAUUUGGUGCUAAAGUAACAUUACUUAUUAAAACCAUUGUGCUACUAGAUAUUUUUGUGAGAUAUUUUUCAGGAAUCCUUAAUGAAUAGAAAGAAUAUAACAUUUAUUUGAAACAGAAACCUGUUGUAACACUGUGAAAGUCUUUACUGUCACUUUUGAUCAAUUUAAUGCAUCCUUGCUAAAGAAAAGUGUUUAACAAAUCUUACUAACCCCAAACUUUUAAAUGGUAAUGUAAUUUAUCCAUCUCUAUCAAUUUGUGAAACUAGUUUUUCUGUUUAUCUGCGCUCUUAGCAUACACUCUUAAAAAUAAAGGUUCUUUGUUGGCAUCAAAGGUUGUGUGAAGAGCCUUGAACAUCCAUGGAACCUUUCAAAUGCAUUAAAGGUUCUUUAUAGUCGAAAAAGGUUCUUUAGAUUUUUAAACUGUUCUUUAAAAUGGUUCUUUUAGGAACUGUUCACUGAAAGGUUCUUUGGGGAACCAAAAUGGUUCUUCUAUGGCAUCACUAGAAGAACACCCUUUUGGAACCUGUGUAGAAGAACCAUUUUUGGUUCCACAAAGAACCGUUCAGUCAAAGGUUCUAACCAUCUCUUUCUUACCUUUUUAUAAUCUGAAGAACCUUCUUUCGCCACAAAGAACCUUUUGUGAAACAGGUCUUUCAGAUGUUAAAGGUUCUUUAUGGAACCAUUUAGACAAAAAAGGUUCUUCUAUGGCAUCGCGAAGCACCUUUAUUUUUACAGAGGGCACAUUUCUUGUCCCUUAACAUGAAAUUGAUGCAAAACUGAUCUUGUGAGGUACACGUGAGUGAGAAAACAGGUUUUUAUCCACAAUGAUCAAUUUACUUCUUUAGAGGAAUGUAAAUACAAGCUCUAUUUACAGCAUUUAUGUCAGUUAUCACAGAAAAUAUUUCAGACUUCUCACUGUGUUUUUCUUUUAAAAAACACAAAAGUCAUAGUUUUGACAGAAUCGCUUACUGACAAUCUUUCAGUGACUGGAAUAGCCUGUAAAAGCAUUCACGCAUUACAUGUAAGCAUGGAGCAACUCUCAUCCGUAAUGCAUAACCAGAAGCUCAUCUACCUGGAAAAGUAUUUUCUGAGGUAAUCACUAUAAUGGCACAAAUGCUGUGGACAGCGCCUAAGUGUAUUCAAACCGGAACAUUCCUUGGAGGAAUCAUUUUUGAAAUGUUGAACCAAAUCUCUGUGUGUCUGUUACAUGCUGUUUGCCGCCCUGAUGGUUUUCCAUUUUCAACAAUGUCAUCAAAAUUGUCAUUUUCAGGACUGUAUGUUUUAGGUCACUGAAUUUAUCCACCGUGAGGAAAUAUUAUUCUGAGUAACUGACAGGCUGUUAGUAGCCUUAAUCACAUAAAUGAAUCCUGAUUUCAUUGGGUUGAUUUUGUUUGAUGCACCAAAUGCGAUCAGGGUCAAAUGAAAUGAUUUCAUGUUAGAAUCAAUGUUACAGUUCAUAGACUGAGAGAAGGGCCAAUAUAGCAGUUUAGAGAAGUCAUACCCCUCCCCCAGCUCACUACCCACUCACUCUCAGUCGGACCCCACUUCCUACAGAACACUCCAUCUGUCGGGCCCGUCUGUGUUGCCAGAGAAGAGUAACAGACACACAGGCACCAGCAAACAAGUAUAUCAUUAUAUCAUACACACAAAUUCGAUCCUGGGCCAAACUAGCUUGGAUUACAUCCACGUAACAGUGAUUUUAAUAUAUUUAAAAGAGAGUGUGCUGUUGUAUGUUUAAAUGGAUAUUAAUUUAAUCAUCAUGAACGACUCACUACCAGCAUAGUAUGUCUUUAUGCACUACUGUACAAAGCUAAAACAAGCACAAAGAUGAAAUACUGAUUUUAUGAAUGUGAAUGCAGAGGCUUGUGCCUCGGCUGUCUUAAUUGCUCAUAUAUUUCAAUGCCACCUGAGUAUUUGAGUAUUUUGCUUCUUCAUUUCACUAAAAAAUAUUUUGAAGAUUUUUGUUUUUAAGAAACCAUGUGUUGAUCAGUGUUUUAAUAUUUUCUGCUUAUUUAUUGUCCUGUGGUUUUGGUUGAAAAGUUUGGCACCGGCCCCUCGAUCUCAAAAAAGAAGAAAUGUUUUGGUUUCCUUUUAAUCCUGUUCUAUAGUGAAGUAGAUGUGGUUUGAAAAUUCAAUUUGCCUCAUUGCUUUCGUAUUGUUCCUCUGCUGUUGAAUCCAAAUAGAAUGUAACAUGACUAAGUUUACAAUAUCAUGGCUUGUAUUAUUGGUAUAAGCUUUAAUUUUUAAAUAAAAAUACCUUUCUGUUAA
Messenger RNA from Labeo rohita (rohu), 6920 nucleotides. It is a transcript of the gene ptpn5, whose product is annotated as protein tyrosine phosphatase non-receptor type 5. The transcript has 15 exons. The record is from RefSeq and is a predicted model, not a curated record. Gene Ontology annotation, biological process: protein dephosphorylation. Bases 660 to 2225 code for a protein of 521 amino acids. NCBI's taxonomy places the organism in Eukaryota, Metazoa, Chordata, Actinopteri, Cypriniformes, Cyprinidae. Gene Ontology annotation, molecular function: protein tyrosine phosphatase activity.